Messenger RNA from Carassius auratus (goldfish), 2076 nucleotides. RefSeq names its product low density lipoprotein receptor adapter protein 1-B-like. The transcript has 10 exons. The coding region runs from base 177 to 1028 and encodes 283 amino acids. Gene Ontology annotation, cellular component: early endosome. The record is from RefSeq and is a predicted model, not a curated record. NCBI's taxonomy places the organism in Eukaryota, Metazoa, Chordata, Actinopteri, Cypriniformes, Cyprinidae.
AACCCCGCCCGCCGUGGCGAACAUGUUCAUACAUCCACCCGGGACCAUCCGCGGAAAAGGAAGAAAAUUACUGGCUGUCAGAAAAGUUUUCCUGCUGGGAAAGGAUCGGGCUCGUUCGGGCAGAGGACCGCCAGAGGAUCGCGCUCUCAGGAUUAUUAAUUGUCGCAAUAAACAUCAUGGACGCGCUAAAAUCAGCCGGACGCGCGAUCAUUCGUAGUCCCAGUCUGGCUAAGCAGUCUUGGACCUCUGGAAAACAUAAAAAGCUGCCAGAGAACUGGACAGACACGCGGGAGACGCUGCUGGAGGGAAUGGUCUUUCAGCUGAAGUAUCUGGGCAUGACGCUGGUGGAGGAACCCAAAGGAGAAGAGCUCUCAGCCGCUGCUGUCAAGAGAAUCGUUGCCACAGCUAAAGCUGGUGGGAAGAAGCUUCAGAAGGUGACGCUGAAGGUUUCUCCUCGAGGAAUUGUUCUCUAUGACAGUGUAUCAAACCAGCUAAUAGAGAAUGUGUCCAUAUACAGGAUAUCAUACUGCACAGCUGAUAAGAUGCAUGAUAAAGUGUUUGCCUACAUCGCUCAGAGUCAAUGCAAUGAAACGCUGGAGUGUCACGCGUACCUCUGCACCAAGAGGAAAGUGGCUCAGGCGGUGACGUUGACGGUGGCUCAGGCUUUCCGUGUGGCAUUUGAGAUUUGGCAGGCUGCUAAAGAAGAGAAAGAGAAGCAGGUGAAGUGUGGAUCAGAUGGAGAGGUGGCCAGCAGCUCUCAGUCUGACAGUUCGGCCAGUCUGGGCAGCACGAGAGGAGGAGAGGUGGCCACUGGGGAUCUGCUGGACUUUGAAUGUGGAGUAAAAGCUCACUCAGGACAAGACGACACACACCCAGCACAGAACCUCAGCACAGAGAACAACAACACUGUAUGGGAACUUGAGGAUGGUCUAGAUGAGGCUUUCUCGAGCCGCAGUCUGGAUAGUUUUGAGUCCAACACAGACUCGCUGAGUCUCGCACUAACCCCCAGAUGCUGGACAUUGGGGUAAAUCCUCAGGACUACAACCCUGAAGAGUGCUUGUCACCUAGCAACGGGGACAAAGGCGAUGCUGAGGUUGCAGACGGCGUGGACGCGUUCAGUUGGUGACAUGAAGAGAAUCGAGCUUGUCUGACCGUAGCUGAUACCGGCUUUGAGUUGACAUGGGGUUCGGCAAACCCUACAGAUGACUUCAACAAAAGCACAGACAAAAGCAAUACAGAAUAUAUAUAUAUAUCUUUUUUUUUUUUUUUUUUAUGACUAAGUAUAUUGACAUUUAACAUUUUCUGUUACAUCCCAUACGUUUUUUUCUUCUUUUUUUAUUUUUUUUUGUAAAUGUAUAUAUGAAUAUAAAAUAUAUGUGUAUGACAAUAACUAUAUAUGUUUUUCUCAUUUGUUAUUAUUAUCAUCAUUUUAAUUUUUUAUGGAUUUGGUUGCUGAGGCUAGCUUUCCUCUUCCUAAUUUCCCGAUGUUUGAGGUUUGUGUGGAGUUGGAUUGUGUUUUUUAAGUGGUGAUGGUUUUGUAUAGACCAGUUGUUUGCCUUCAGAUGUGUGAAAAUGGAUGGCAAACAUUACAGCAUACAAUAAUGAAAAAAAAAAUGUCUAUUUAAACGAGAAUCUUAUUUUUUCUAUUAAAAUGUAUUUUUGUAUUCCUCUCUGCGUCUCAGCGCCCAUGGUUUCAUUUCAAGUUCUUUCUGUUUAUAUAGUUCAUUCUUCACCGGGCUAUACCCAUCCAAUAAAGCACUGAGGAAGUAAGUCACAGUAUUAUAAUUACUUUAAAGAAAACUGUGGUAUUACUAUCAUGGUAGUGUCUAAAAAAAGCAAAAACAUUGUAUUACCGUGGAUGUCUAUGGUAUGUUUUUAUUGAAAUACAGAUCUAUUUUGUGUAACAUGUUUCCCUUUCCCCUAAAAUAUACUUGGAAUUAAUUUCGGGUUGAAUAAGUGCAGAAAUAUAUUAUUUAUAUGUCCGCUUAACUUUUGUUGAAACAUGAUCAUCAUAAAUAAGCAAUGAACUGAUAUCUAACACUGGAUUUGACUGAAAACAACGCGGGCAGUUCUUUU